Paralichthys olivaceus (Japanese flounder) is the source of this 11397-nucleotide messenger RNA. NCBI's taxonomy places the organism in Eukaryota, Metazoa, Chordata, Actinopteri, Pleuronectiformes, Paralichthyidae. The record is from RefSeq and is a predicted model, not a curated record.
AACACAUGUCAAUGCCACUCAACUUUUAUUUGGUUUAUUUAGUAACAUUAACAUUUUAAUAAGUAACUAAUUACUCCGCUGGAGCGGUCAGAUAAUCAUGAAAACCCUGACAGGCAACAGAUUGUUACUUCAAUGACACCAGCAGAGACACUGUUCAUGUUUCUCUCCCAUGAGGAAACACACUGUGCUCCCAGCUCCUCGUGUCACUCGGCUGUAACCAGUGUUUCAUCUGAGUCUGUCCUGAGUCUGAGCUGCUCCGUCACUGAUGCACGGAUGCAGGAAAAGAAAUGUGCUUCACUUUACAACACAACAACAAGGACACAGAUCAUCUCUGCAUCUCUGCAGCACUGCACCACUGUCCUCUGGUCACAGUCCCACCACAUCAGACCAGUUCAAUGUCUCUUACACUUCUGUCCUGUGCAGUUUAACUCUAUUUGCACAAAGAAGUUGUGUUUAUUGUUUGCUAGUGUCUUGUGUGUGUGUGUGUGUGUGUGUGUGGUUAACUGUCCAUGUGUCCACCUGUGUAAGUACACCAGAGUCACAUCCCCAGUGUGUGUGUGUGUGUGUGUGUGUGCACACAUGCAAGACAAAUAAACCAGAUUGUGAUCCAGCAGAUGAAACACCCUGACUCACUCAUUCAUAGAAGUUAUGUUUAUUUUUUGCAAGUUUCUUGUUUGUGUGUGUUUAAUAUAGUUCUAUAUUAGGCUGUAUUCUUUUCUUAAAUAGAAAUAUCAAAUAAGAAAAUAAAAUAAAAAUGUGACACAAAACAGGUAGGUCCACACACACACACACACACACACAGUGUGCAGGCAGGGCUGUACCUCCGCGGUGCGUCCAGCAGGGGUCGCCGGUGCAGCGGCCUCAGCCGGAGGACGUGGAGCGGCAGCUCUGAUCCAGUCUGCGGCUUCUGUUCCCAGAGCUGCGCCCAUUAACCAGCGGUGCUCCAUUUGCUCGUCCCGCGGAACAGUGAGUAUUUCCUCCCGCCGUAGGGCCACCAGGGGACACACAUUCUGUCCGUGGGGGUAGAGGAGGAGGAGGGCUGGGGCACGGACUCGGGACAGAAGUGGGGUUCCUCUGGACGGGCUCCUUCUCCGGGGGUUUGUUUCAAAGCGCCGAGGAGGCGACUGGAGCCAAUUAGGCUAGUUAGCUAGCUGCGGUGCUGCUCACUGGGAAGUUCGGCAGAAGCGCAGAGCUCUGCCCGGACGCCGGCCUGUGUUUGUGCAGCGUGUUCCUUCCAUUAGCAGCGGAAUCUGAAGGGGAUUUGUCCCUGUUGGUCACAACCGAACCACCUGCUUGGUGAACUGGACCUCAAGCUCUGUCGGGAAAAUAGAGACGGAAACGCAGCAUUUCAAAUUUCACCAUGUUUAAUCUAAUGAAAAAGGAUAAGGAGAGGGAAGGGAGUAGGAAGGAGAAGAAGGAUAAAAAGGAGCGGAUGUCUCCGGCAGAGCUGCGCAGCUUGGAGGAGAUGAGCAUGAGGCGUGGUUUCUUCAACCUGAAGAGGGAGGCGAAGCGUGAGUCCAAGAACAAACUGGAGAUCUCCAACCCCAUUCCCAUCAAAGUGGCCAGCAGCAAUGAGCUCACCCUCACUGACAUUGAGUCGGACGGCCUGAGCAACCGAAGCAGCAUGGUUCUGGAUGACCAGCUCAGCGCUGCCAGCUCCACCGAUGACCUGAAGGGUGAGGGCGGAGGACAGGACGGACACCGCAGCUCGGUGCACGAGCGCGUCGCUCACUUCGGUUCGCUCGCCAAGCAGAAUUCCUCGCAAAUGAUGAAGCGCUUCUCCUUUUCCCAGAGGAGCAAAGAGGAGAGCCCGUCAGAGAGCUCCACCCCUUCGGGCCAGAACUCUGCUGCCCCAUCUCCGCAUGUGGAGAGCAAAGUUUUCAGCAUGCUCCGCAAGCACAGCCUGAAGCAGCAGCCUGAAGCCCCAGUCACCAAAAAGGUCUGCAUCCCUGAGGUGGUCGACAAGACCUUCCCUGCACAGAUGCAGCUGCCGGCUGUGGUCGCUCCCAGCGCACCAGAAAUACGUGAGCUGGAGCUCCAACGCCGCAACACUGGCGACUUUGGAUUUUCUCUGCGUCGCACUACUAUGCUGGACCGCAGCCUCGAUGGAGGCGUGUACAGGCGCGUGGUCCAUUUUGCCGAGCCUGGCGCCGGCACCAAGGAUCUGGCUCUGGGGUUGGUGCCCGGCGACAGGCUGGUGGAGAUAAACGGAAAAAACGUGGAGAACAAGAGCCGGGACGAGAUAGUGGAGAUGAUCCGUCAGUCAGGGGACACGGUGAGGCUGAAGGUGCAGCCAAUCCUGGAGCUGAGUGAGCUGAGCCGCUGCUGGUUGAGGAACACCGAGGGGCUUCGCAGGGAGGCCAGACAUGUGAAGACAGAGGAGCAGAUCGCCGCGGAGCAGGCCUGGUAUGGAUCAGAGAAAGUCUGGCUCGUCCACAAAGAUGGCUUCUCCCUGGCCACUGUGGUUAAGACAGAGGAUGGAUCCCUGCCAGAGGGCAAGGUGAAAAUCAAACUGGAGCACGAUGGGACAAUACUGGAUGUGGACGAAGACGACAUAGAAAAGGCCAACCCUCCAUCAUAUGACCGAUCAGAGGACCUGGCUUCACUGCUCUAUCUGAAUGAAUCCAGUGUGAUGCACUGUCUGAGGCAGCGCUAUGGAGGAAAUCUGAUUCACACCUAUGCCGGAACCAACAUGGUGGUCAUCAACCCCCUCAGCACACCCUCCAUGUACUCUGAGAAGGUGAUGCACAUGUUCAAAGGCUGCCGCCGCGAUGACUCGGCUCCUCACAUCUACUCCGUGGCUCAGUCGGCCUACCGCAACCUGCUCACCACUCGGCAGGAUCAGUCGAUCGUGCUGCUGGGCAAGUCUGGCAGCGGCAAGACCACCAACUGUCAGCACUUGCUGCAGUAUCUGGUCUCCAUCGCUGGCAGCACGGGCAAAAUCUUCUCUGCUGAGAAGUGGCAGGCAGUCUACACCAUCCUGGAGGCGUUUGGCAACAGCUCCACGGCUAUGAACACUAAUGCCAGCCACUUCUCCCAUGUUGUGUCCCUCGACUUCGACCAGGCUGGGCAGGUGGCCUCCGCCUCCAUCCAGACGAUGCUGCUGGAGAAACUGAGGGUGAGCAGACGACCUGAGGGAGAGUCCACCUACAACAUCUUUUACUACAUGAUGGCCGGAGCUGACAGCAGCCUCAGAACGGAGCUGCACUUCAACCAUCUGGCUGAGAACAGUGCUUUUGGGAUCAUACCACAGUCUAAGCCUGACGACAAGCAGCGAGCCUCGCAGCAGUUCACCAAGCUGCAGGCGGCCAUGAAAGUACUGGGCAUCUCCGGUGAGGAGCAGAAAGCCCUUUGGCUCAUCCUAGGGGCCAUUUACCACUUGGGAGCUGCAGGAGCCACUAAAGACGGAGAUGAAGCGGGACGCAGGCAGUUUGCCCGUCAUGAAUGGGCCCAGAAAGCAGCCUACCUGCUGGGCUGCACUUUGGAGGAGCUCUCCUCUUCCGUCUUUAAGCACCAGGCCAAAGGGCUGCAGCAUUCCACGUCAUUCAGAGGAGCACAGGACGACGGCGGCCAAGGCGACAGCUCAGGCUCUAAGGUCACAGCUCUGGAGUGUUUGGAGGCCAUGGCAUCAGGACUCUACUCAGAGCUCUUCACUCUUGUCAUCUCCCUCAUAAACAGGGCUCUGAAGUCCAGCCAGCACUCUCUGUGCUCGCUGCUGAUCGUGGACACUCCGGGUUUCCAGAAUCCUCGCCUGGCUCAGCAGCAGCGAGGCGCCACCUUCGAGGAGCUCUGCCAUAACUACACCCAGGAGAGGCUGCAGACCCUGUUCCACGAACGCACCUUCGUUCAGGAGCUGGAGAGAUAUAAGGAGGAAAACAUAGAGCUUGCUUUAGAUGACAUAGAGUGCAGUACCUCGAGGUCUGUAGCAGCUAUUGACCAAGCCUCAACCCAAGCUCUGGUUCGCACUCUGGCCAGGACGGACGAGGCUCGGGGCCUUCUGUGGCUGAUGGAGGAGGAGGCCGUUCAGCCCGGAGGUUCAGAGGAGACGAUGCUGGAGAGACUGUUCAGCUACUACGGCUCUGCACAGGGAGAAAACAAAGGAGCUGGUCUGCUGUUGCGCGGAGAGAAGCCCCACCUCUUUCUGCUCGGUCACAGCCACGGGACGAACUGGGUGGAGUACAAUGCUCAGGGUUGGUUGAGCCAUGCCAAGCACAACCCUGCUGCCCAAAACGCUGCCACACUGCUGCAGGACUCCCAGAAGAAGAAUAUCAGUGGGCUGUUUAUGGGCCGGGCCAGCGGGGCCACCGUGUUGUCGGGCUCCAUAGCUGGUCUUGAAGGCAGCUCUCAGCUCGCCCUGCGACGGGCCACCAGCAUGAGGAAAACCUUCACCACAGGUGUGGCUGCCGUCAAGAAGAAGAGCCUGUGCAUCCAGGUCAAACUCCAAGUGGACGCUCUGAUUGAUAUGGUUCGUCGCUCCAGGGUUCACUUUGUCCACUGCCUGCUGCCCAAAGCAGAGGCAGUGGGCGGAGGAGGUGAGCCACGUGUGACACACGGUGAGAGCCCUGACUCGGGCCUCAUGACUCUGGAUGUCGGCCUCCUGAGAGCUCAGCUCCGAGGGUCAAAGCUGCUGGAUGCAUUGCGCAUCUAUAGGCAAGGAUACCCAGACCACAUGGUGUUCUCUGAGUUCCGCAGGCGCUUUGAUGUCCUGGCACCACAUCUGACCAAGAGGCACGGCCGCAACUACAUUGUCACAGAUGAGAAGAGGGCAGUGCAGGAGUUGCUUGAGUCCUUGGAGCUUGAGAAGAGCAGCUACCACAUGGGGCUGAGCAGGAUCUUCUUCAGAGCAGGGAUUCUAUCCAAGCUGGAGGAGCAGCGGGACGUUAAGACCAGGAGGAACAUCUCUCUGUUCCAGGCUGCCUGCAGGGGAUACCUCGCCCGACAGGCCUUCAAGAAGAGGAAGAUCCAGGAUUUGGCCAUCCGCUGCAUCCAGAAGAACAUAAAGAAGAAUCGUGGUGUGAAACACUGGCCAUGGUGGAAGCUCUUCACCACCGUCAGACCGCUGAUAGAGGUGCAGCUCACUGAGGAACAGAUCCGCGGGAAGGACGAAGAGAUCCAGCAGCUGAAGCAGAAGCUGGAGAGGGUUGAGAAGGAGAGGAAUGAGCUGAGACUCAACAGCGACCGUCUUGAGAGCCGGACCAAGUUUGACAGCACGAAGAAACAGAUGGAGUCGAUAGAGAUGGAGGUGAUGGAGGCUCGACUCAUCAGGGCUUCUGAGCUCAACGGAGAGAUGGAUGAUGACGACACAGGAGGAGAAUGGAGGUUGAAGUAUGAGCGAGCCAUCCGAGAGAUUGAGUUCACAAAGAAGAGACUGCAGCAGGAGUUCGACGACAAGCUGGAGGUGGAGCAGCAGAACAAGCGGCAGCUGGAGAGGAGGAUCAGCGACCUGCAGGCCGACAACGAGGAGUCCCAGCGAAACAUCCAGCAGCUGAAGAAAAAGACCCAGCGACUGACGGCCGAACUGCRGGACACCAAACUUCACCUGGAGGGCCAGCAGAGCCGCAACCACGACCUGGAGAAGAAGCAGAGAAAGUUCGACAGCGAGCUGAGUGGAGCCCAGGAGGAGGUGCAGAGGGAGAAGACCCUGAGGGAGAAACUGGCCCGAGAAAAAGACAUGCUGACAGGAGAGGCGUUCAGCCUCCGACAGCAGCUUGAGGACAAGGACCUGGAGGUGUGUGCAGUCAACCUGAAACUGGAUCAGCUGGAGGCUGAGCUGCAGGACCUCAAUUCCCAGGAAUCCAAAGAUGAGGCAUCACUGGCCAAGGUAAAGAAGCAGCUUCGUGACAUGGAGGCCAAGGUGAAGGACCAGGAGGAGGAGCUAGAUGAACAGGCCGGCAACAUCCAGAUGUUAGAACAGGCCAAGCUGCGUCUGGAGAUGGAGAUGGAGCGCUUGCGCCAAACCCAUUCCAAGGACAUCGAGAGCAAGGACGAUGAGGUGGAGGAGAUCAGACAGUCAUGCAGCAAGAAGCUGAAGCAAAUGGAGGUUCAGCUUGAGGAAGAAUACGAUGAGAAGCAAAAGGUGCUGAAAGAGAGGAGAGAGCUGGAGUCAAAGCUUCUGUCCGCACAGGACAAGGUGAGAAGUGGAGACAUGGAGACUGAGAAGCGUCUGAGGAAGGACCUGAAAAGAACCAAGGCUCUGCUGGCUGAUGCCCAGAUCAUGUUGGACCACAUAAAGAACAAUGCACCGAGCAAGAGGGAGAUCGCCCAGCUCAAGAAUCAGCUGGAGGAGUCUGAGUUCACCUGUGCGGCCGCAGUUAAAUCUCGUAAGUCCAUGGAGGUGGAGAUUGAAGACCUACACGUCCAGAUGGAGGACAUCUCUAAAAUGAAGCAGGCGCUGGAGGAGCAGCUGAGUCGUGUCCAGAGGGAGAAGAAUGACGUGCAGUCCAGAAUGGAGGAGGACCAGGAGGACCUGAACGAGUUGAUGAAGAAACACAAGGCCGCUGUGGCACAGUCAGCCCAGAACCUGGCUCAGAUCAGUGAUCUCCAAGCCCAGUUGGAGGACGCCCUCAAGGAGAAGCAGGAGGUUCAAGAGAAGAUGCAAUCUCUGCAAAGCCAGCUGGAGUUCCAGGAGCAGUCGAUGGUGGAGAAAUCCCUCGUUAGCCGGCAAGAGGCCAAGAUCCGUGAGCUUGAGACCAAGCUGGAGUUUGAGAAGACCCAGGUCAAACGUCUGGAGAGCCUCGUAGCUCGUCUCAAGGAGAACAUGGAGAAGCUGAUGGAGGAACGAGAUCAACGCAGCAGCAGCGAGAAUCGAGAGAAGGAACAGAACAAACGUCUGCAGAGACAGAUCCGCGACACCAAAGAGGAGAUGGGCGAACUGGCCAAAAAGGAAGCAGAGGCUAGCCGCAAGAAACAUGAGCUGGAAAUGGACAUUGAGAGCCUAGAAGCUGCCAAUCAGAGCCUGCAGGCAGACCUCAAGCUGGCCUUCAAGAGGAUCGGCGACCUCCAGGCUGCCAUCGAGGACGAGAUGGAGAGCGAUGACAAUGAAGACCUCAUCAACAGUUUGCAAGACAUGGUGACAAAGUAUCAGAAAAGGAAGAACAGAACUCAGGGGGAUUCAGACUCAGACUCUGAGGUGGAGGAUCGUGUGGAUGGGGUGAAGUCCUGGUUGUCCAAAAGCAAAGGUUCUGCCAAGAACCUCUCAGAUGAUGGCAGUCUCAAGAGCUCCAGAUAUGCUGUAAAUUUAGACGCAAAAGAAGGGAAAGAGUGGAAAGAGGGUAAGGAAUGGAAAGAGAUGAAUAAGGAGGGCAAAGUGGUAGAACCCAGCAGGCCAUUGUCCGUGAUAAGCUCCCUUAGCUACAGAAAACGAUCCAACCUGGAUUCCAUCGGAGGCAAAGAAAACGGCCUCUUCAGUUCCCUCAAGGAGAACGCUGACCAAGAAGAUUCACUGUGCUUCUCGAAGGCCAAACCAAAAACCUCGGAUCUUCAAGAUGACACCUACUCAGUCACCUCCAGGAGGAAGUCCCAGGUAGGGAAUGACACGAAUGACAGAGAAUCAGUCAUCUCCCAGGCCUAUUCAGAGGCCAACAGCCGAGCCAGGAAGGGAAUGGACAGUCGCUGGGGCGACUUUGACAAGGAAUCAACCAUUUCAUUCCCUGCUUCCAAUCGGGCGUCCACACAUCUCGGGUUGAGCCCAGAGAAUGAUGCCAAAUCUACCAUCAGCUUAGGUCUGUCAAGCCCACUUGGACGCCAUCGAAGCACUUCUCGCUUAGAUGCGGGCAGAGGUGGUAGCUCAGUUUAUGGCAGCAGUCCCACGAGCCCUCACUUUAGCAGACGGUCUGGGGGUCGCAGCCCCGGAAGCGUUAGCCGAGCUGAUUCUCGCAUGUCACUGGCACGAAGCUGCCGCUUGAGUGAGUUUGAUGUUGAUAUCGAUGACAGUCGGAGUGUUGCCUUUACUGAGAGGUCAGCCUACAGUCCUCUCUCGUCCACUGGGCGCAGUAUCUCCAUGCCACCACCGCAGAACAGGUCAUCAACUUCUAAUGAUGAUCCAGUUGAUAAUUUAGAAAUCAAAACAGUCAGUCAUCGCAAUUACCUCGAUCCCGACCUAGAGAAAGCCAUCAAUGAGGUGCUGAGUUUUAAGCCCAUCAAAUUUAAGCGCACAAGCUUGGAAGACUCAGAGGGUGAAAGGGAGCAAUCCAAGAAUGAUGAAGAUGACAGAAAGAGCGUCAGGAAUGGAGACACUUCUCGCGCCGCCAGCAGUCUUAGGCGCUCUGCAUCUGCCGUGGACUGCAUGAGACCGUCCCGCAGUGCCAGCAGCUGCAGCAGUCGCCAUAGCAGCAAGAGCAAAGGCAAGAGUAAGAAAAAGAAGAGAAGCCACAGCUCCGAGUCUGACAGCUCAGGAGGUGGCCGUCAUCGUAGGAGCAGCUCCAAGAGAGGGUCCAAGAAGUCCAAGAAAAAGUCCAAGAAGCGGGAUCAGUCUUCGUCAUCUUCAUCAUCUUCGUCCUCAGAUUCUGAGUCAGACUCUGAUUCAAGCUCCGGAGCCUCGACCAUUUCCUACCGAAGCUCCAGUAGUGUGAAGAGGGCCCCAGCUCGGAAGGUUUCCAGCCCAGAAAGAGAAAGAGAAGGAGAAGAUGCGCCUGAGAGCGAGGGUCAGCCACCUGACAAAAAGGUUGAUAAGAAGAGGAAGAAGAAGGUGGACAGCCUGAUGAUGAAGUAUCUAUACCGGCCGGACAGUGACUGAGGCAGGCACCCCCCUGGUCGAAGACGCUACUGCUUCAGUAGAUCUGAUGAUGAAGAGGAGGAAGAAGAAGAAAAAGAAGAGGGCGGGGCGGCCCAGGGCUCUUACCACUCUCGCUUCAGAUACGGCAGCCAAAUAAAAGACGAUGACAGCGAGGACAGGCCUUAUGAGACCACAUCGUAGUCCUCGCUGUCAUCACCCACCAGUAGAAAACGCACCCUCAUUCCACUGUCACAGUUUGUCUUGCAUGCGCAGUCGACCGCGGCGUUGAUCAGACGGUCGCAACCACAUAACCUAAACACUCACAACCUUGCAAGAGAGCACAGACGCUGAAACGCUGUAGAUGUUCAUAGCCCUUGCCUGACAAACCGCACGGUCUGUCUGACUCCUCGUUCAUCAGUCGAACCUCACUGCGCACACGCUGCAGCGACUCCACUCUGCUGGUUGCAUGCAUGCAGGCAGCAGUUGCUUGGUUUGAGCAGCCAUCCUGUUGAACUCCAGUCAUGGUUGUAACUGAGCCAAAGAACUCGAGGUUGCAAUGAUAAUAGCUUCUCUCUUUCCCUCUCUUUGUCUCUGUCCCUCUCCCUCUCUUCUUUACGUAUAGUACACUACAACAAUAUAAAUUGCCACAGUACAAUGUAUUGCCAAAAAGCCUUUGUUCCAAGUAUGUGUGCACAUUGUUUUUGUAUUUACACUUGAUGCUGAAGUCUGGGAAAAGUUCCAGCUUCUACUUCUUCUUCUUCUUCUUCUUUCCUUUUUCGGGAUAAGUGCCAUUCGACUUAAGUGGGCUCCUCUACAGCUGGCUUCUCUGCAGCUGUGGCGUUUCAUGAGCGGCUGCACUGAACACUGAAGAUGCUCUCAUUAUCAUCCGCUUGUUUUUUUGUUUGCCUGAAAAGUUUUCUGCCUUUUGCUGGCACAUUACCUCCUCCUCCUCCUCCUCCUCCUCACCGGGGAGGGGGGGUGGCAUCACUUACCGCUCCGCCACAAAAAGCGAGGCAGAGAUUCUUCUCCCUCCUUUUGAAUCUUUUGUAAUUGAUGUUUUGACAGAUUUGUUUUGCAGAGGGCCGCUGUCAAGCAAAUUCAUUUCCACGGGUUUUGAGCUUACCUCUGUGAAAUGCCUGGUCUCGUUUUAUUGUGACUUGAUUUGACUACACACUUGCCAGAAUUAGUGGAAGAGACUUUGUCCUUGUGCUUGUCGUUCACAUGCCGUCUGUGUUUUAAGUUUGAUGUGCUUUACUUCUCCAAAGGGAAUUUAUUUAACCUUGGGCACUAAUCAUUUGUGGGUUUAUUAAAAAAACAAAAACCACUGAGCGUAUGGAAUCCUCAGCCAGCACGAUAAAAGAACAAGCUGCAUUAUUCUCUAAUUGUAUUAUUCUUAACAAAUCACAUGGAAAGACUAUAACUACUCAUGUGUUUCCUCAACCUUCAAGAAUAAAUACCCGGAGCUCAAAGGUCUUGAAAAGAUUUCUCAGCGUUGUGUUAUUUAUAGAUUUAUGGUUUUCCAUCACAGAAGGUUCAUUAAUUUCCUAAAUUUACUUGCCACUGUAGUUUUUUUUUUGGAAACUUGCUAGAGCUCCACAGCGACUGUUUAUAACAACAUGACACCCACCCAGAAGGGAAGCCCCCUGCUGGUUGGUUGCAGCCCAGAUCAGAAACCGUCGUCAUUUUUCUGGCGGUUAAAACGGUUUGGUUCUAAUUAGUUAUUAGUUGGUUAUUCGUGGUUAUGAAUCAGUCAUUCAAAGUUUAUUUUUCUUCACUAAACAGCGGAGUAUGCUGCUGGAUGCAUCACGGCCAAUAGGACUCUCACUUUCUUACAGAAAUCCUGACAAAUUAAAACCAACACAUGUUCUAAUUCCUCUAAAAUCACCACAUCCCCUAAUAUUUUCGGAGAAUGAAGGAGUUUCUGUUAACUCACGUUGAAGAAAACACGUAAAUGUGUAACCGACAGAACAUUCCCUUGUUAACAGACAACGUGAAGGUCAGAGUGACGAUGUAAAGCAUGUCCUGCUGCGCCUGUACACUGACAAUAUAGAACAUUUCAUUUUAAUUUCCAACCAAAUUAUAAUGAAGCGACAGAUGCCUCGGGCCACUGUCCGCGGAAACUUCUCCGCAUGAUCAGCCGUUGGUCAGACUGGUACAAAUUUAAAUGUCAAAGUUGAAAGUGAAUCAUGGAAUGAGAUGGGCUGAUUAAAACGACCGGAGCUCCGUGUGGAUAAGUGUCUUUUCAUGGGUUUUGAUGAUAAUAAGAAAAAAGGAGAAUAUCACCAGCCUCCUUCAAAGCCUCGUCACUUCACCUACUGGACAGAACUGCAGCCUGUAAAACAAAUACUGUGAAAUCACUGUCAGCAUCUUUUGAGGCCUGUUUUUCCUGAAAAGAAAAAAUGGCCCAGAGAAUUAGAUCCUGCAUUUUUUUUUCUGCGCUAAGUUUCACAUCACGCUCUUUGGUCCGCUGUUGGGGAUCUACUCAGUAGCAUUAAGAUUUUUACUGAAAGCCAUUUAAAGUCCAGGAGAGCUUGACAUGGCAUUUGGGGGCUGGAGGAAAAAAAAGUGGAUGUUCUUCAUUGUGGGAGAAAUUGGUUCUUCAUCUUGAUUCUCUAUGCAGUCAACAAGUGUGGACAUGUGUUAUUUUUGGUUGACCCUGAUAAAGUUUCUGGCUUGAACAGGAA